AUGUCGCAGCUUGCGCUCCAGACUCGGAGUGCCCAGGGCUCUACUUCAGAUUCUGGUCCUGGUGUUGCUGAUGCUGGUUCGACGGCUACUUCUGCACCCGUGACUGACGCUGGCAAUGCCUCCGCUGCUGGGGCUGUUGUGGUUCACGCUGGUCAUACUGGUCAGACUGCUCGCCUCCCUCCUCACCAAAAACACCCUCUACACCGGCUUCAGGUUGCAGAUGUCUCCCCCAACUACUUCUCCUCCCAGUCCUCCCAGGAUAGCCCCACGACAGGCCUCCUAAUCCCGGCUUCCGAUCCUGCAAGCAUUACAAGCACCACAGGCACUACAAGCAUCAGUACCGCUGCUCCUGCUGCCAGUCACUCCUACAGCGGUGCCACUGCUGUGACCAGCCCUCUUCUGACUCCAUCUCCAAGCAGACCGAGAAUCUCGCCGCUCCCUACGAAUGAUAACCGCAGCGCCUCCGAACCCUUCUUGAUUCAGAGGCCUUCUCCCGGCCUGCCUCGAUCUCCAAUGUCUACCUCCGGGGGCUCGGCCGCCGCCUCGCGGAGCCACCCGGGAAAGGGUGCGCCGCGAAACUCUUCGAUGGACUCGGCCAUCUCAGCUAUUUCAACAAAAUCUCACUCUCAAAGAGGCGCCCAGCUCAGCCAGUCCGACCCUACAGAUAUCGCAGGGUUGAUCAAGACGGCAGGUAGUCCAGAGGCGGUCAUUCAAUACUUAUUGAAAGAGAAGCAUUCUCAGUCCCAACAAAACGCCCAACUAUGGCGCCUCGUCGACAAGCAGAGAGCCAUGAUUCUAGGCCUCAACAAAGAUUUGGAACGGGCGUUGAAAGACAAGGAAAAAUAUCGGAAGAAGCUGAAAGAGGUCAUCUCUGUUCCCGAGACAACAGGUGCCGACGGGUCAAGAACUGUAAGCAAGGUGAUGAAGAUGCCCGUGAGCAGGGGGAUUCCAUCAGUGGACGUUAGUGCCCCGAAAGAGCGACAGGUCGUGGCACCGGAUUCUCCGACCCUGGACUCCGACAGCCAGAAGCACUCCCCAGUGGAUCUUGCUAUGGCGCCCUACCCGAUCACUCCUCCGGCUGACCAGCCAAACGGGCCUCCGUCAGCCGUCGGCGAGCUGUUGGAUCCUUCGCACGAAAUGCCCAGGGCACAUGAACACGCGUAUGACCAGUACAACCACGACGCGGAGGAGCAAGCCGCGGAAGCUGCUAGGAAAGCGGAGGAGGCGGAACAGUUGAUGGACCUCCCGCUCAACGUAUCCCUUCCGCCAUCUCGAAGUCUACCGAGCCAGCCGCCAAGCAUUCCUCCCCCGAAGCCACCCAUGGCACCUCACAUGUCCGCAGACUCGGCCGCCGACGCCGGACUGUCACAAUUCCCAGCGCCACCUCCACGUAAACCUCCACCAGCCCCGUUGCAACUACAGAACAAGAGUCAAGUCGGUGCUGAAGAAGACGACAGCGAUACCGAUUUUGAUGACAUCUUGGAGGUUGACGAAAUCGUCACCGAGCCACGCGGUCGACGUAGGACGCGGGAGGAGGACGACCGCGACAGGGAAGUCUUGGUCCAACAAGAGAUUGAGAGGAGAAGCUUGUCGAAGAAGAGCAAGUCUAGCCAGACGGGAACACCAACUGAAGUCCCUGCCGCACCAACGGAUCUGCCGCCAAGCCCACCCAAGCGAAUGCACCGAGAGAAUGCCCCUGCCUCUCUAGCGGGCGUUCUUAGCCCUCCAACUCUCGAGGCUCCGCUGCUGAGCCCCGGCCUGCCAUCAAGCCCGCGGCCAUUCGGUGCUGCCCCAGCCACAGACAGCCCUGCUCACUCGCCCAGGGGUGCUGGAGCUUUUCCUUCGGCGCCUCUUUCACCGCGGCCUCCUCGUCAGCCUAUUCCACUUCCUCCUGGCCACUCUCUUCAGACGCCACAGGCAGCUGAGCCAAUGGUUUUGACAAGCCCCCAGCCGCUCAACAUCGUUAAGAAAGGUGGCGACUCACCCAGUGCCAGCGAGAAGAGUCGCAUGAGCCCUACAGAGCGCGGUGAUCGCAGUCGCAUUUUCAAGGGAUUUGUCACUGAGGAGUAUCCCGAUCUGCUGCUCUCGCCAAACGUUCUACCAACGAUCAUUGUCAAGGUGGCGUCUUCGCGUAUGAAACCUUCGAGAGCAAGUUUGAUCUCUCUCACCCAACUUGAAGAGGACCCUGUCUUCACCCUUGCUAUCUACUCUCGAUCUGACCCUGGAGAGCUGUGGCGGGUGGAGAAAGACUCGGCUUCGCUUGCAAAGCUUGAUCAAAGACUGAAGCAGUGCGCCUCUUUCACUGCAAAGACGCCUGAAAGGUCCCUGUUCAGCGGCCACGCACCGGCCAAGCUGGACGCUCGACGCAUAGCCCUGGACCACUAUCUGGAAGAGCUUCUGGAAUGCCCUCUCGAUACUGCAAGUGCCGUAGAGCUUUGCAGAUACCUUUCGACCAACACUCUCCCUCCCAAUGCUGACGAUGCUGGUUCAAUGGAGACCUUGGUAGAGACGAAGGCCAAAUCCGGACCGGGUGGACGUCCCUUCAGAACUGGUUAUCUUACUAAGCGAGGGAAGAACUUUGGAGGCUGGAAGGCGCGCUUUUUCGUCCUCGAUGGGCCUCAUCUGAAGUACUACGAGACACCGGGCGGUGCUCAUCUCGGCACCAUUAAGUUGCCCAGUGCCCAAAUCGGAAAGCAGUCUCAGAGCAACGACAAUCAGUCACCGCAGCUGUCAGCAAAUUCGGAAGAGGCUGACAACCAGUAUCGCCAUGCGUUCCUCAUCUUGGAGCCCAAGAAGAAGGAUUCCAGCAGCCACGUGAAGCACGUGCUCUGCGCCGAGAACGAUAAGGAAAGAGACCAGUGGGUCGAUGCAUUGCUCCGAUGGAUUGACUACAAGGAUCCCGAAGAGGAAGAACAUCAGGCAGCGAAGCAGGCAGCACACGAGCGUCAAGCGGCUGCCGCUGCUGAGCGCGCUGAUAAGAAGAAGCAGCGGUACAAGAAGACAGUUUCGCAACACCAGCCAACCGAGUCGGAAAGCCUCAUUGGCGUUCGCUACGAUGCCACGUCACAAGGCGACCUGCCUCAGCAUGUUGCUCCAGCACACGGCGCUCCGGUGCGCAGAGGUCCUGGGCCUAUGCCAGACAGCUACCAUCAUCCCGAGGCGAUGGGCAUGUCUUCGCAGCCAUCAAUGAUGAUUUCGGGCCCGAGAGACAUGCAACCCAUUGCUGAUUCAGCUCAAUGGGGCAACAACAAGCCGGGCUUGGGUGUUCCAGCCAACGAGGAAAAGAAGAUGAAAAAGCGUAGCUUUUUCGGAUUUGGGCCUAAGACAAGAUCAUCCUCCGACGGUCAGGACUCGUUGUUUGGUGGAAACGACGGCGGCUCAUCUACACCUCCUCAGGGCGGUUACGCUGGUCCCAUCCGUCAGGCGUUUGGAGCUCCACUGGCUGAGGCGGUCCGGUACAACCAUCCUGUCGAUGUCAACGUGCCACUUCCCGCCGUCGUUUACAGAUGCAUUCAAUACCUGGACGCCAAGAACGCUAUCCUCGAGGAAGGCAUCUUCCGCCUGAGCGGUUCCAACGUCGUCAUCAAGCAGCUUCGGGAGCGUUUCAACACGGAAGGUGACGUGAACUUGGUCACUGACGAGACGUACUACGACAUCCACGCUGUUGCUUCCCUGCUGAAGCUGUACUUGCGCGAACUUCCCACAACCAUACUCACUCGCGAUCUCCAUCUCGAGUUCUUGGCAGUUACCGAAAUGUCCGGCUUGAAAGAGAAGAUUUACGCCCUGUCUGAGCUGGUACAGAGGCUACCCCAAGCCAACGCUACCUUGCUGAAGUAUCUCAUUGCGUUCUUGAUCAAGAUCAUCAACAACGCCGACAUGAACAAGAUGACAGUCCGCAACGUGGGUAUUGUCUUCUCGCCAACCUUAAACAUACCGGCGCCUGUGUUUGCAAUGCUCCUGCAGAACUACUCGGGCAUUUUCGGAUUCGAGCCUGAAGAGUAUGAGCUGCCGUCGUCUUUCGAUGGUGACUCUGGCCGCGAGAGAUCAGGCUCUUUGCCGAGCAUGGUGGGCGGUCUUCCAAACCGACCCUCAUUUGACCCGCAGCAAGCUCGUCCUUCUACCUCAGCAGGAUCAAGUCAGUCGCCGCACCGGCAAAGACUCAUGGAAGCCAUGACGGGUCAGCAGCGAACCGGCGGGACCCCGCCACCUCUUUUGCAAGAUCUGCACAGCGCUCGAUCAUCGCCAACUCCCCCACCGAAUUAUCCCGGUAACCGUGGUACUGCUUACGAACCUCAGUACAUGCCACAGGGAUACGAGACCAACGGCUACCACGGCGUUGCCCGUGGCUACGACAACGGCUCUGGCGGUUAUGACCAGCCGCACAAGCGAAGAGAGAGUGCCAUUUUCAUGGGCAAUAUGAUGGGCUUGAACCCUCAGAGCUCAAAAAGCCGACUCCGCGAGGAGACCCGAUUCUAG
Colletotrichum karsti is the source of this 4476-nucleotide messenger RNA. RefSeq names its product RhoGAP domain-containing protein. Gene Ontology annotation, molecular function: phosphatidylinositol binding. The transcript is spliced from 2 exons. Gene Ontology annotation, cellular component: cytoplasm. The record is from RefSeq and is a predicted model, not a curated record. The coding region runs from base 1 to 4476 and encodes 1491 amino acids. Gene Ontology annotation, biological process: regulation of GTPase activity; signal transduction. Lineage: Eukaryota; Fungi; Ascomycota; Sordariomycetes; Glomerellales; Glomerellaceae.